This is a messenger RNA of Phaeodactylum tricornutum CCAP 1055/1, 1739 nucleotides long. RefSeq lists its product with no specific name. The record is from RefSeq and is a predicted model, not a curated record. The transcript has a single exon. Bases 54 to 1739 code for a protein of 561 amino acids. Lineage: Eukaryota; Bacillariophyta; Bacillariophyceae; Surirellales; Neidiaceae. Gene Ontology annotation, molecular function: protein binding.
CUAUGAGUAGCCUAUAAAUUCCUUUUCUCCUUCUGUACAAAUACAAAAUCAGAAUGGCUGAUGAUUCAGGAAGAAAGUACGAUCCAAACGUAGUCAUCAGAUUGGCUAACGAAAAACUUGCCGCGAAUGACGUUGAAGGCGGACAGCUUGUAUUCCAGUCAGCCUUGUUGGAUUGGGUGGACGAUGCCCGGGAAGGCUCGGCUUCGCUUGACUCGGAAAGCUUGCGUGAAGCAGUCGGGACUCUCUGGUUGGCCUAUGCACAUUAUUUGACUGAAGCCAACCAGUUCAAGUCCGCGAGCGAAGCAUACGAUCAAGCCAUAUCCUGUCCGGUAGCCGGAAGUCUGGGGCGUAUCUAUUUGGAUUUCGCUCGCUUUGCCGAAGACCGGCAAAGGUUGAAGAAAGCACAGGAUAUCUACAUGAAAGCAUUAGUAGGAAAAGACGGUCAAGCAAGUGCUGUUACUGAUGAGCAGGACCGUCAUUUAUUGUGGCAGGAAUUUUUGGAGAUGAUGCGAAAGUCCAACCCGCAAUUGACACUGUUGGAUCUUCAGCAAGCAGCGGAGAGUGAGCGUCAGGUACAGUCGUUGAUUACAACAGACGCACCUGAAACAGAUCCGUCUGCUGAUCUCUACGACAUAGAUCCUUCGCUGCAAAUGACCUCUCUGCAUGAGCCUUUAUCGAAACGACUGAAAACAGGAUAUGAUGCGGGAGAUGGCCUACAGAUGCCACCAUCAACACAAAUUUUGCAGUCUUCUAAAACUCAUGUCGUUACAGCCGAGUCUAUGGAAACAGAAGCUUCCGCUUUGGUAGAUACUUUGCAACAAACUGCCCUACCGCCAGAUAUCACUGCUGCUUGGAUGAUUAAAGACGGCAACGGUCCCGCUGUACCUCCUACCCCGCCUCUCUUCGAUCCCUCGCCGCCAAAGCUUUCCGAUCCGACAGGAAAGGACAUACUGGGACUAGAAAUGGCUGUUAAGCUAAACAGACGUCUCUUGGAAAGCUCGGGGAGCUUGCUUCUUGAGGUCAGUCGGGCACUCUGGACCUUGACAGCUCUUAAAGAGAAAGAAUGCAAGACGUCCUUGGACACACUGGAUGAAGACAUGCUCAAGGAGCACGAACGUCUUGAGGCAAGCUUGGAUGCUCGUGUUUCCGUCGCGGGUGCCGCCUUGUCUGCUGUCCAGCAAAUGAACAGUAACGAACGCAACAAUUUUCAAGUCACUUGCAGCCAACGUCGUCAAAACGCUUUGUCAGCCAGUGCAUGGGAGUUUCGGCAAUUGCUAUGUCUGCAGCAGCAGGUUUUGAGCAAAUUGCGAAUACCGGGCUUUGAUGGGCCCACUGUGGAUGCAUCGGCUCUGAAAUUGCAAUCGCAAAUCUGCAUGUAUUUACAUUCAGCGUUCUACUUGCGGAAACGAAUUGGGGACGCCCCGCAUGUGAGCAUGCUUGAGAAGCAGGCGAUUCGUCUGGACAAGGAACUCGAGCAAAUGCUACAGGAAGAGCAGCACCAUCAAGAUCAACAGUUCGGUGGUGGCUCAAAUUUGCCGCUCCCUCCACCACCGCCUCCCCAAACCGGAAACGCCUAUGAUUAUUCGUAUCAGCAGCAACCGAUGGCAGGCCUGCCUCCGCCACCACAGCAACAGCAACAAGGGUACAUAUAUCCUGGGCAGCCCGUUCAAGGUCAAGCAUUGCCGCAGCAUUUGCAUCAGUAUGGAAAUCAACCACACUAUCCGUCUUACUAUCAGUAA